AUGGAUGCUUUAUUCAAGCUUCAAAGGUUCAGUGAGGAGAGGAAAGUCAGGCUAGCCGCAACAGAGUUUGAGGGAUAUACUAUUACGUGGUGGCAAAAUCUCUCCAGCAUCAGGAGACGCAAUGAUGAAUCAAUAACUUCAUGGCAUGAGAUGAAGGAGGUUAUGAGAAACAAAUUUGUUCCCAUCCACUAUGGGCGCGAUCUCCACAAGAAACUCAGGAAACUAUCUCAAGGAACCAGGAGCGUAGAGGAGUAUCAUCUUGAGAUGGAAACCUUCGUGAUCAAGGCUAAAGUUGAGGAGGAAGUUGAAGCCACGAUGGCUAGAUUCCAAGAUGGACUGAAUACGGAUAUCCAAGACAGGUUGGAGAUGCAAGACUUCCAUACCCUUGAGGAGAUGGUUCAUAAAGCCACACUGAUUGAACAACAGCGCAAGAGAUGGAAUGCCACACGAAGUCCUUUUGGUUCUAACUCAAAAUCUUCUUACUCCAAGGAUGACAAGUCAAACGCCAAGCCAAAGGAGGGAACUCCCUCAACUUCAUCAACACCAUCGACAACUACCCGUGAGGACAAAUGCAAGGGACCAGCAACACCAGUAAGGGCCACAAACAUCAAGUGCUUUAGGUGUCAGGGUUAUGGUCAUUAUGCCAAUGAAUGCACCAGUAAGAAAGUCAUGAUUGUCUUAGCUAAUGGAGAAGUUAUCUCAGAGGAUGAACAAGAAGAAUACGAGUCUGAUGGGGAAGAAGAUAUGGACUACCCUGUUAAGGGUGAGAUGUUAGUUACUAGAAGAGCCUUGAACGUCCAGCCUAAAGUCAAGGAGACAGAGCAGAGAGAGAACUUAUUCCACACAAGGUGCCUGGUGCAAAGUAAAGUGUGUAGUCUGAUCAUAGAUGGAGGGAGUUGUACCAAUGCAGCAAGUGAAACCUUUGUGGAGAAGCUUGGGCUAUCCGUACAUAAACAUCCACGACCAUACUUGCUUCAAUGGCUGAGCGACAUAGGAGGAGAGCUAAGGGUGACAAAACAAGUGAAGGUACCACUCACGAUUGGAAGGUACCAAGACGAAAUCACUUGUGAUGUAUUACCCAUGGGUUCCAGUCAUAUCCUGUUGGGGAGGCCGUGGCAAUUCGACAGAAGGGAAUACAAGGAUGUCUUUCCAGAUGAUAGCCCCGUUGGCUUGCCACCCAUCAGAGGCAUUGAGCACCAGAUUGAUCUUGUACCAGGAGCUACACUUCCUAAUCGUCCAGCCUACAGGACCAACCCUGUGGAGACUAAGGAGCUCCAGAAACAAGUCAAUGAGCUGCUGGAGAAGGGACACAUCCGAGAAAGUAUGAGCCCGUGUGCUGUACCAGUACUACUAGUUCCCAAGAAGGAUGGGAGCUGGCACGUAUGUUUUGUUGUGACUUCACAGGGUGCACAGGUUGAUGAGGAGAAAGUGAGAGCCAUCAGGGAAUGGCCGACGCCUAAGACCAUUGGAGAGGUCCGGAGCUUUCAUGGAUUAGCUGGUUUCUACCGAAGGUUUGUAAAAGACUUCAGUACUAUUGCUGCCCCACUCACUGAGGUUAUAAAGAAGAGUGUGAGAUUCUUAUGGGAUCACACCCAAGAUAAGGCAUUCCAAUUGUUGAAAGAAAGAUUAUCUAAUGCCCCACUACUUGUGUUACCUAACUUUCUUAAAACUUUUGAGAUAGAAUGUGAUGCCUCAGGAGUAGGUAUUAGAGCUGUGUUGAUGCAAGAGAAGAGACCUAUAGCUUAUUUCAGUGAAAAGCUAAGAGGUGCUACUCUGAACUACCCUACCUAUGACAAGGAGUUGUACGCACUGGUGAGAGCCCUUCAGACGUGGCAGCACUAUCUUUGGCCUAAAGAAUUUGUGAUCCAUACAGAUCAUGAAUCUCUCAAACAUCUCAAAGGACAACAGAAGCUGAACAGGAGACAUGCAAGGUGGGUAGAAUUCAUAGAAACCUUUCCUUAUGUCAUCAACUACAAACAAGGUAAGGAGAAUGUAGUAGCAGAUGUACUCUCACGCAGGUAUAAAGGAUUUAUUUUCUAUGAUAACCGCCUGUGUGUGCCGUGUGUUUCUUUGAGAGAGCUGUAUGCUAGGGAAGCUCAUGGAGGAGGCUUGAUGGGACACUUUGGUGUUGCGAAAACACUAAGCACCCUGCAGGAACAGUUCUAUUGGCCUAAGAUGAAACAAGACGUGGAGAGAGUGUGUUCCAGGUGUGUCACUUGUAAGCAAGCUAAAUCAAAGGUACAUCCGACUAGUUUGUAUACUCCUCUUCCCAUAUCUGAACAUCCUUGGGUUGAUAUCUCUAUGGACUUUGUUUUAGGUUUGCCUAGAACUAAAAGAGGUAGGGAUAGUAUCUUUGUGGUGGUUGAUAGGUUUUCUACGAUGGCACAUUUCAUUCCCUACCAUAAGACUGAUGAUGAAUCUAUUGUAGCUGAUUUUUUCUUUAGAGAAGUAGUUAGAUUGCAUGGAAUGCCUAGGACAAUUGUUUCGGAUAGAGACACUAAGUUCCUUAGUUAUUUCUGGAAAACUUUAUGGGCAAAGUUGGGAACCAGACUGUUGUUUUCUACAACUUGUCAUCCCCAGACUGAUGGCCAAACUGAGACUGUGAAUAGGACAUUGUCGACCCUAUUGCGAGCGUUAAUUAAAAAGAACCUUAAGACUUGGGAGGAUUGUUUACCUCAUGUGGAAUUUGCUUAUAAUAGAUCACUGCACUCAACAACAAAGUUCACUCCCUUUCAGUUUGUAUAUGGGUUUAAUCCAUUAGUUCCUCUAGUACUUCAACCUGGUGAUUUAGUUUGGAUACAUCUCGGGAAAGACAGGUUUCCUCAUGUGAGAAAGUCCAAGCUAAUGAAACGGAAAGAUGGACCCUUCAAAGUGCUCAAACGGAUCAACGACAAUGCUUCUCAGAUUGAUCUUGAAGAUGAUUUGGAUUUGAGGACAAAUCCUUUUAAAGGAGGAGGGGAUGGUGCGGCCCAGACUGAAGCCGAGCAAGACAGUUCCAGCAGUGAUGAGGAGAGUGAUGAGGAAGGUGAUGAGCAGGACAAGUACAAGGAUGAUGAGCUAACUGAACUUUGGUCAAGUGUGAACCAGUGCGAUGGAGGUGCAUCUAGUUGGAAGCCUGACAUGGAACCUAAGGAAGACGUUGGCACAGUUCAAGAGGACAGUAGCAUGCUAGAACCGGCAGAUGGGAACAGCGUGCCAGAUCAAGACCCCUUGGUCUUGAGGGAGGGACCUAUCACGAGAUCCAGAGCCAGAGCCCAAGAGAAAGCCUUACAAGACUUACUCAAAUUCGUGAGAGCUAAAGUGGAGGAGCUGGACGAGAUCAAGACUAAACCAGCUUCAUCAAGAACAUUGAACUCACCUAAGGAGAGGAAUCUCCAACAUGAUCAUCCUAGCAACCAGCAGGGAACACCUGUGCUAGAGAGUAGCUAUACAUCAUGUAAGCAAUCCAUGGCUUACAGGAGAAGUCCAUCCGUACAAAGAGUGUUAGAAACCUCGGAGGACAACUUCAAUUCAUCCCACUUCAAGUGA
Molecule: messenger RNA, 3528 nt
Organism: Brassica oleracea var. oleracea
Lineage: Eukaryota; Viridiplantae; Streptophyta; Magnoliopsida; Brassicales; Brassicaceae
Exons: 7
Coding region: 1-3528 (1175 amino acids)
Biological process (GO): DNA integration
Molecular function (GO): zinc ion binding; nucleic acid binding
Source: RefSeq, a predicted model, not a curated record